This is a messenger RNA of Desarmillaria tabescens, 288 nucleotides long. RefSeq lists its product as uncharacterized. The record is from RefSeq and is a predicted model, not a curated record. Gene Ontology annotation, molecular function: protein binding. Lineage: Eukaryota; Fungi; Basidiomycota; Agaricomycetes; Agaricales; Physalacriaceae. The annotation marks the transcript as partial. The transcript has 2 exons.
UUGAUUUUUAAGAUAUUCAAACUGCUGCACCCUUUCGAUCUACUUCGUCUCUCUCGUACAAACUUGCAGUUUCGCUCGGUUUUGAUGAGCCGAUCGUCCGAAAUUGCAUGGCGCGCCGCUCGUUCAGACAUACCCAAACUACCCGGACCACCUCCUGAAUUAUCAGAGCCUGCAUGGGCGAAUCUUGCUUUCGAUUCAACUUGUCACUUUUGCUCCAGAACCGGGAUCCGCAAGAUUGACUUUCUUUUUCGUGUUCGGACCUGUGGUGCCUGCACCAAAAAUCAGUAA